Lactuca virosa is the source of this 615-nucleotide messenger RNA. The record is from the annotation of a GenBank genome assembly. NCBI's taxonomy places the organism in Eukaryota, Viridiplantae, Streptophyta, Magnoliopsida, Asterales, Asteraceae.
AUGGUGGAAGAUAAUCAUCCCGUCGACACAGAUUUCUCUACUUUGACUCAAGGAUUAUCCGAUGAAAUCAUCAAGUCUUUCCACAGUGAUCGCCAAUUCAAGCCCAUUCUUCCUUCUAUGGACCAGCCUGUUAACAUCUCUCCAGAAGGCUAUGUCGGUGUUUACACCGUGUUCUUCAGUUCUGGACUCCGCCUACCCUCCUUUGAGUUCUUAAAUUCCAUUCUUGGGUUCGUCUUUAUCUUGUUUCAUCAGUUUUAUGUAACUAUGACGAGCGGCGAUUGGGUGUCUUUUUCUUUGCGCUCUGGAGCUAUCAAAAUAUGCGACGGGUUACCCACCUCUAUCAAGAAAUGGAAUACCGAGUUCUUCUUUGUAGAUGCAUCUGCUUUCGGAGUUGUUAUGCAGUUUGAAAGCCUUUUAAACCGUGACCAUGAACCAAACCCUGAACUUACUGUAGAUAAUCAAUACACUGUAGACCGAUUGGUUGCUAAUUCUAUCAAAUGGUCUGAUCAUGACGAUUCGAUUCUCGAAAUUGUCGGACAAUCAAACACGCUUCUUGAACGCCUUCUCCGAAAAUGUAAUACCCAUAUUCCAAGGUUGUUGAGGGGCCUACCAUGA